CGAUCGGUUGCUAACUUACUUAGCUCGCUAAUGUGAUAGCUGUCCCGUUAACACAGUUUUGUCAGUGUUUGGUGACUUUUAGCCUCCUAUGCGGCUCAUUUAAUCGUGUUAACGUACAUAAUUCAUCACACUGUGUAGAGGUUGUGUGUGUAUAUAACGCUAUGCACUUAGUAAAGAAAAACUAGCAAUCCGCGCUAGUAGUGGCUGACUUCCGUAGCUGGAAAACGUGCAGCGGCACAGUUCUCACAGUUGAGCUCAGUUAGCUCAUGCUGGCCGACGCUAACAGACGUCAGCUGCAGUUUCUGAGAACUCAUCAGGACUUCCAGAGAAAAGCGCAUGUGGUUUUUUUUGUUGUUUUUUUUUACGACCAGCUGUCUUCAGAGAGAGCCUGAAAUCCGUAACCAAGCUGGUGAAUAUCCUUACAGAGUGGCAAAACUUCCAGUCAAUAGGAAUUUGAACCGCUACAGAGAUGUCAGCCCAUAUGAUCACAGUCGGGUCAAACUUGAAAACUCUGAAAAUGACUACAUCAAUGCUAGUUUAGUCAUGGUGGAAGAAGCCCAAAGAGCUUACAUUCUUUCUCAGGGGCCUUUAAGGAAUACCUGUGGUCAUUUCUGGCUGAUGAUUUGGGAGCAGUGUUCCAAAGCUGUUAUAAUGCUCAACAGAGUCAUUGAAAAGGGAUCUGAAAAGUGUGCACAGUACUGGCCGACCACAGAGGAGUUACAGAUGUCUUUCACGGACACAGGGUUUGUUGUCAGGCUACUGUCAGAGGAAGACCAGUCCUAUUACACAAUCCGAGUGCUAGAACUGCAGAACACAAAGACAGGAGAGUCGAGGGAGAUCUACCACUUUCACUACACCACGUGGCCUGACUUUGGCGUUCCUGAAUCUCCCGCCUCCUUCCUCAACUUCCUCUUCAAGGUUCGGGAGUCCGGCUCGCUUGGCUCAGAGCAUGGGCCCUCAGUGGUGCACUGCAGCGCAGGGAUUGGACGCUCAGGGACCUUCGCCUUGGUGGACACAUGCCUGGUCCUGAUGGACAGAAGGAAGAACCCAUCAUCAGUGGACAUACAGAAGGUGCUACUGGAUAUGAGGGAAUACCGCAUGGGUCUGAUCCAGACCCCCGACCAGCUCCGCUUCUCCUACAUGGCUGUCAUUGAGGGAGCCAACCUCAUCCUGACAGACAAUUCAGCACAGCAGAACAAGCAGGGAGUGAUGUCCCAAGAUGACUCGGAGCCAGAUCUGCCCCCGCCGCCACCUCCACCCAGACCUCACCUCAAUGACAGCAGGCCCAACGGCCAGCCAGGACCCUGCCUGCUGCCGGCCGCCUCAGAAGACGACCUGCCUGCAGAGGAGCCAGCCAGCCUUGACCACCACGAGGCAGAAAACACUGGACAUGUCCGAAAGCGACACCGUGAGGAGAGGAUUGCCAGCACCUCGCAGAAGGUCCAGCAGAUGAAACAGAGACUGACCGACUCAGAGAGGAAAAGAGAGAAGUGGCUGUACUGGAGACCCAUUCUGCUUAACGUCGGCACCGGGGCAGCUCUGGCUGUCGGCCUGCUGGUGUGCUGGAUGUACUCCCAGUGAAACACUCUCGGUCACUGAAAACUGACUCUUAUUUUGCACCAGUACCUGGGAUUAGGUACUUCUCUAAGUAGAUUUAGAUGGUAAUAUGUGCAUAACUGAGGGUAUUUAUUUCUUAAGGUCAAAAUGCGGGAGCGCUAGAUCAAAUGAGUGUGUGUAUAUUUUUCAUGUAAGAUCUUAACAAAAAUAGUAACAUCUCAGGAUCUUGGUGCCAGCACGAUGAUUUAAUUUCCUCUCCUUCUUGUCACUGUUGAUGAAUGUACUGUAUCAUAGCAAAUCGCUUUGAAAGAAACUUACUUAAGGUGCAGUACAAAGAAAAAAAAAAUAUUCUGACAGGUUUAUUUUUGCAUUCUUUAUUUGUAAUGGUCAGAUGUGUGUUGAUCAUCUGUGGACAUGUUUUACAUUUUGUGUUUCAAAAUGACUUGUGUUGACUGUCCAUCCUACCAUAGAUACGUAGGAAGUUGAGACCCUAGUGGUUCAACUAUGGGAGUUUUUUUUGUUUUUUUUCCUGUUAGGAAAUUUGCAUUUCAUGCAUGCAUUUAGAGGUUUUCCAAAGCACCACUUGUUCUUCCAUUCACAUUGAGCAGGGCAUCCGAAAAUGGACACACACACACACAUACAUGUAUAUAUAUAUUGUGUGAGUGUGUGUGACUGGACACUUCAUGGGGUGCUGCCUUGCUGAUGUUUUCAAACUCUGCUAGAAUGUUAACCUUUUUAUUUUCCAUCAUAUGAGCAAGUUUUUCGUAGGCUUCAGUUGUCACAUGGAUCUUACAAGAUGUCAGGUCCCUCACUGCUUAAUGCGUGUAUUUACCCACUGGAUGGGUUCAUGUUUGUGUAUUUUCAGGUUCAUCCCACUGUUGUUCUGGAGGAAACCAAAGCAAAGCUGUCCGUUUUUAGGAAGGGAUACAUACAGCCAAGCAAGCUGUUUAAUGAUGAAACCUUGUACUCCCAUUAUGUGGAAUGUAUUUUCUGUUUGAUCUCUGACAUAAUUGACACCUGCAUUACAAAACGAUACCAUUCAUAGCA
Thunnus maccoyii (southern bluefin tuna) is the source of this 2604-nucleotide messenger RNA. It is a transcript of the gene ptpn2a, whose product is annotated as protein tyrosine phosphatase non-receptor type 2a. The transcript has 9 exons. Gene Ontology annotation, biological process: protein dephosphorylation. NCBI's taxonomy places the organism in Eukaryota, Metazoa, Chordata, Actinopteri, Scombriformes, Scombridae. Gene Ontology annotation, molecular function: protein tyrosine phosphatase activity. Bases 337 to 1581 code for a protein of 414 amino acids. The record is from RefSeq and is a predicted model, not a curated record.